AUGGCUACGGCAGGCAUAUUUUCCACGUAUCCCAAACCUUACUUAACCGUAGUCGGAGGGAUGAUCGAUCAGAUCUUCGGUACAGUUAUGCUCUGCAUGGGUGUAGCCACCAUUGUUGAUAAGCGCAACGGAAUUCCACAGUUUCUCCAACCAGGCUGCAUAGGUUUUCUACUAGUCGGCAUUGGCAUGGCGUUUGGCCACAAUUCUGGCUAUGCCAUUAAUCCUGCUCGUGAUCUUGGUCCUCGUUUAUUCACUUUAUGUGCAGGAUACGGAUGGGAAGUUUUCAGCUAUCGUGAUUACUGCUGGUUCUGGAUCCCCAUUGUUGGUCCUAUGAUUGGAGGCGUAAUUGGUGCUUGGCUUUACGAAUUUGUCAUAGGAUUCCAUCUUCCAGACCUGCCAGACAUUGAGAUGGAUACGGUAUGUGAAUGA
This is a messenger RNA of Cylicostephanus goldi, 429 nucleotides long. The record is from the annotation of a GenBank genome assembly. NCBI's taxonomy places the organism in Eukaryota, Metazoa, Nematoda, Chromadorea, Rhabditida, Strongylidae.